AAAAAGAGAAUGAGCUGCUGCUCGCCGAGUUAAUGAUUCCACCGUCGUGAUCCGACUGUAUAUUUCUCUAUAUAUGUUCUUUUCUACAAAGGGUCAUGAGAGAAAUGUCAACUUCUAAUAAUAAUUUGCUUGGUGGGCAGCAGCCACAGAAGCAUUAUGGCAUUACAUCCUCAAUCAGCCUGGCCUUUCCUCGGGAAAUUGACCACAUUUACACUCAGAAGCUUACGGAGGCCAUGAAACCUUUCGGAGUGUUUGAGGAUGAAGAUGAGCUUAAUCACAGACUUGCUGUUCUUGGUAAACUUAAUUCCUUUGUGAAAGAGUGGAUAGCAGAGAUAAGUGAAACGAAGAAUCUGCCACUUUCAGCUGUAAUGAAUGUUGGGGGCAAAAUCUUCACCUUUGGGUCCUAUAGACUUGGAGUGCACACGAAAGGUGCUGAUAUCGAUGCCUUGUGUGUAGCCCCUCGACAUGUCGAGAGAAGCGACUUUUUCACAUCUUUCUUUGAAAAGCUUAAACAGCAUGAAGAGAUCAAGGACCUCAGAGCUGUAGAAGAUGCAUUCGUACCUGUAAUCAAAUUCAAGUUUGAUGGGAUUGAGAUUGAUCUUCUUUUUGCAAGACUAGCCCUGCAGUCCAUUCCUGAUAACCUGGACCUCAGGGGAGACUCUCUUCUCAGAAACUUGGACAUCAGAUGUAUUCGCAGUUUAAACGGUUGCCGUGUCACUGAUGAGAUCCUGUACUUGGUUCCCAACAAAGAGAACUUUAGACUUACUCUUAGAGCCAUCAAACUGUGGGCUAAACGUCGUGGGAUCUACUCCAACAUGCUUGGCUUCCUUGGUGGAGUGUCUUGGGCCAUGCUUGUAGCUAGAACGUGUCAACUUUAUCCAAACGCUGUUGCUGCCACACUUGUGCACAAAUUCUUCCUUGUUUUCUCCAAAUGGGAGUGGCCAAACCCUGUUCUUUUAAAACAGCCUGAAGACAGUAACUUGAAUCUGCCAGUCUGGGACCCACGGGUAAAUCCUUCGGACAGAUACCAUUUAAUGCCGAUCAUCACACCUGCAUAUCCUCAACAAAAUUCUACCUACAACGUCUCCACCUCAACUCGCACCAUUAUGAGCGAGGAGUUCAAAUAUGGACUCAAGGUUACAGAUGAAAUCCUUCAGGGUAAAGCCGACUGGUCCAAGUUGUUUGAGCCGCCAAAUUUUUUUCAGAAGUACAAGCAUUAUAUUGUGCUCACUGCCAGCGCAUCAACAGAGGAGAACCACUUAGAAUGGGUGGGGCUGGUGGAGUCUAAGAUUAGAGUUCUGGUUGGCAAUUUGGAGAGAAAUGAAUACAUCACUCUUGCUCAUGUGAACCCACAGUCCUUCCCCUGGUCAAAGGAGAACCGUAAUGACAAUGAAUUUGUUUCUAUGUGGUUUAUUGGAAUCAUCUUCAAAAAGCUGGAGAACACCGACUGUGUAAACAUUGAUCUCACUUAUGACAUUCAGUCCUUUACAGACACUGUCUAUAGACAAGCCAGCAACAUCAAUAUGCUGAAAGAUGGAAUGACUAUUGAAGCGACACACGUGAGGAAAAAGCAGUUACACCAGUACCUGCCUGCUGAUCUUGUACACAGAGGCAAGAAAAAGAGCCUGGGAGAUCUGAAUCGCAGUUCUAAUAGCAGUGGGUCUAAACGCUGUUCACUGGAUGGCAGUCAGCUGGACAGUUCCAGAGACACAGAUUCAGGCACACCAUUCAGCUCUCCCACUCCAACCAGCAAAGGCAGCAAGCUGGUUUCCACUCCAGAGGACAGCAUCACCCCACCCAAGCCUCCAGUUUCACUCUAUGUGGACAGCUCUCCAGUCUCUGAUUCCUCUUUACCAAACCAAGAACAAGGAAUGUCCAUACCAGUCAUUGGAGGAAAGACAACUGCUACCCUAGUGGUGAAGACUGCUGCACCUGCCACAGGUAGCACAAUUCCUACAGUGGUGGGUCGAAACGUCAUGCCUUGUACAAGCUCGCCUAACAGCAGUUCACCUGACCUCUCCAACGGACUCAAUGGAGCUCCAAAAAGACCUCCUUCACCCUCACCGGAGGAGCCAGCCAAGAAACUUAAAGAUAACGAGCAGGUUUUCUCUGAUGAUUCUGCAUUUAAAGAACCAUACCCACCUUCCACCAAUGGACUGGAUAACGGGGAUGCCGUUGCAGUGGAUGAGGGUCAUACAACUUCAAAGCCCAUGCCCAUUCCAACUAUUGACACAUCAAGGACACAACGACUGCCCAGCAAAGAACUGCCAGAUGCUUCUUCGCCAGUUCCUACAAGCAACCUACGUGUUAUUAAGAACUCAAUCAGACUAACUCUUAAUCGAUAGCAGCAAGUCUCUGGUGGGUAACGCUUACUGUGGCAGCCAUUCAAGAUUUUUCUCCAGCUUUUCUCCCUCUUAAUUUAACCCUGUUCAGCUAGUCUGGUUAGAUGCUACUUGUAAGCCAGACUAAUGUGAAUAAUAAGUGCUUUUAAAUUCAGGCUGCCACAGACACUUCUCUGAUGUUCCACUGAUGACAUCCAGUAUUAUCUAUUAGACUCUUGAUUUGUUUUAUACUGCCUCAAAGUGUCAAGAGUGAAAUGUAGACGUAUCGGAGUGCAUUCAGAAACGAAACUUGUACAGUAGAUGUAGUUUGUACAUAAUGUCUUUAAAUCAUUGUUAAUCUUUGUAUACCGUUCUAAUUUACUUUUACUUAGGAAAAAAAAAAGAAAAAAAAUUGUCUUGUUUGUGUAAGAAAAAGGGAAAAAAUCAAAUGUUUUGUCAAAUGUUUUUUCAUUCAGUCGUUUUGCUAUAUCUGAGGUCCAGGAUAGGGUUCAAAUAAGAACUUUUUCAAGAAAAGAGAAGUAUGAGUGUUGCUUGCCGUGUCCUGAACAUGACCUAUUUACUGAUAUCAACCCACUGACCCAUUACUGAUGCAUUUACCGUACCUGCACCAAAGUGGGAUGACUGUGGUCAGAUAUGGUUUGUAGAGCCUUGGUUACAGAGCAGAUCAUUCGAGGCACGUGUUCUCUUGAAAUGCUUUCUAAUUAGGCAGAAUGAGCUGAGUGGUGUGUGAAUAUGUGCGAGUGAAGGAUUAUUCCCUGACUUUAGGGUUUCACCCCUGCGCCUCCCAUGGAGGUUUCUUUGGCAGCAGCAUCUUAAUUUCAGUGUGAACAAAAUAGACAAGUAGAGAAAUUUUCUUAAAAUUGCCUUUUUUGGUUUUUUUUCUUUUGGUUUUUUUUUUUCUCCCUUUUACAGAACACUGCUCUCCAAUGUAUAUGUACAGAGAAAGUAUUAAAAUGGCUUACUGUUCAUUAUGGGGUUUCUCACAUUUUUAUUUAUUUCAUUUGUACCAUGCACCAUUUAUAUAAAGUGCUACGAUUGGGGAUUCACACACACAGUUUUGAUUUGUUUAAUACAACUUCUGCUUUUUCAGCAUUUCAUUUUCUCCAUUUCAUUUUCUAGGUCAGAACUUCAAAAACAUAUUUUUGUAUAUAAUGUAUUCUGCCUCAUUGAAACAGAUUAUAAAAACCAAAA
Trichomycterus rosablanca is the source of this 3533-nucleotide messenger RNA. It is a transcript of the gene papolg, whose product is annotated as poly(A) polymerase gamma. NCBI's taxonomy places the organism in Eukaryota, Metazoa, Chordata, Actinopteri, Siluriformes, Trichomycteridae. Bases 96 to 2345 code for a protein of 749 amino acids. The transcript has 22 exons. The record is from RefSeq and is a predicted model, not a curated record. Gene Ontology annotation, molecular function: poly(A) RNA polymerase activity; RNA binding. Gene Ontology annotation, cellular component: nucleus.